AAGAUCCAGUAGGUCUGUAUGACUUUACAAACGGCACGUAGGUCUUUCUGUGGUGAUCGUGUAAAUAUUCCAAUAAUUUUCUUAUUUUGUUCAAAUGCAGGUAAUUUAAUCAUCAUCUCUCAACAAUGACAACAGCAGGUCAGGUGAUCAAAUGCAAGGCAGCUGUUGCAUGGGAGCCUGGGAAGCCUCUGUCCAUCGAGGAUGUGGAGGUGUCCCCACCCAAGGUCCACGAAGUCCGCAUCAAGAUUGUUGCCACCGGCGUGUGCCACACAGACUGGGAAUACUGGAAUGGUAGUGGAGUAGGGACGAGACCAUUCCCGUUAGUUUUCGGCCAUGAAGCAGCAGGGAUAGUGGAGAGCGUUGGUCCUGAAGUCACCAAAUUCUCACCGGGUGAUACAGUCAUUCCUUUGUUUCUGCCACAGUGUGGGGAAUGUAAUCGAUGUCGCAAUCCUAAAACAAAUCUGUGCAAGAAGAACUGGGACAAGACACAAGCGGGUGUAUUGGCUGAUGGCACAAGCAGGAUAUCUUACCAGGGCCAGCAGGUGUACCAGUUCCUCGGCGUCAGCUCUUUCUGCCAGUACACCGUGGUUCCCGAUACGUCACUUGCGAAGAUAAGAAGUGAUGCACCGCUCAAGAAAGUGUGUCUGCUAGGCUGUGGCGUCUCCACUGGUUAUGGUGCUGCUAUUAACACAGCCAAGGUUGAGAAAGACUCCUCGUGUGCCGUGCUUGGGCUCGGAGCUGUCGGACUGGCCGCCGUCAUGGGCUGCAAGGCUGCUGGGGCGACAAGGAUCAUCGGGGUGGACAUCAACCCCGAUAAGUUUAUGAAAGCCCAACAGUUCGGAGCCACUGAAUGUGUCAACCCCAGAAAUCACACUAAGCCCAUCCAGGAGGUUCUGGUGGAUAUGACGGAAGGAGGGGUGGACUACGCUCUGGAGUGUGUUGGCAGUCCAGCUGUUAUGAGCGCUGCGCUGGAGUCUACAGUAGACGGCUGGGGCACCUGUGUCGUCGUUGGCUGGACAGAGACGGAACCAAUGAGCGUCCUGGUUCAAAAGAUCCUGAUGGGACGCACCCUGAAGGGGACCUAUUUUGGAGGUUGGAAGAGUGUGGAGGACGUGCCUAAACUGGUGGACAAAUACAUGAACAAAGAGCUGAAGCUGGAUGAGUUUAUCACACACAUCCUCCCGCUGGACCAAAUCAAUAAGGCCUUUGAAUAUAUGACAAAUGGGAGCAGCAUCCGUACUGUAAUCAGCCUGUGGCCAGACGAGGCUACACCUCCAGCUACUCCAUGAUGAAGAAGUGACAUUCAGUGUCAUUGUAAUGUAAUGAUAUUUUGCACAAAUUCUCUAUGCUCUUUUUCUUAAAAUAUAUUGACAAUUAUAAUAUUUUCCUUGCUUGACUUUGUAGCAAAUGAACACAUUGGCCACUAGAGGGCAGUCUUAUAUCAUGUAAAAGUCCAUUUGUGUCCAUGAAGACCAUCUAACUUUAUAAAGACAUUGCUUUUCUACCUGCAAA
Molecule: messenger RNA, 1512 nt
Organism: Sebastes umbrosus (honeycomb rockfish)
Lineage: Eukaryota; Metazoa; Chordata; Actinopteri; Perciformes; Sebastidae
Product: alcohol dehydrogenase class-3-like
Exons: 9
Coding region: 126-1289 (387 amino acids)
Biological process (GO): formaldehyde catabolic process
Cellular component (GO): cytosol
Molecular function (GO): S-(hydroxymethyl)glutathione dehydrogenase [NAD(P)+] activity; zinc ion binding
Source: RefSeq, a predicted model, not a curated record